AUGGACUAUCUGAGGGCUCGAGAUAAGCAACAUCUGGAUCUUGCCAACCCCUCUCGCCUCCCUCUCGCCUCCCUCUCGCUGGCUAUGCCGUACAAAGUAUCCCGAGCAUGUCUUGUUUGGAGCAAUCCAAUCAAGGAACGUCACCGUGGGGCCGGCCAGCCGUUUGACGUCAUGGAGUAA
Messenger RNA from Penicillium argentinense, 180 nucleotides. RefSeq lists its product as uncharacterized. Lineage: Eukaryota; Fungi; Ascomycota; Eurotiomycetes; Eurotiales; Aspergillaceae. The coding region runs from base 1 to 180 and encodes 59 amino acids. The transcript has 2 exons. The record is from RefSeq and is a predicted model, not a curated record.